This is a messenger RNA of Pocillopora verrucosa, 2583 nucleotides long. RefSeq names its product potassium channel subfamily K member 15-like. The record is from RefSeq and is a predicted model, not a curated record. Lineage: Eukaryota; Metazoa; Cnidaria; Anthozoa; Scleractinia; Pocilloporidae. Gene Ontology annotation, biological process: potassium ion transmembrane transport; stabilization of membrane potential. Gene Ontology annotation, cellular component: plasma membrane. Gene Ontology annotation, molecular function: outward rectifier potassium channel activity; potassium ion leak channel activity.
AACGCUGUGGAAAUCACGUAAUUUUGUGCGCGUCUGAGACAAACUUUGUCUUUCUUGUCCUUCGGGAAAAAUCACCACAGCUCCGUAAAAAUGACGGCGACAUUGAAGUUUCAGCACACAAGACAGUCGUUCAGGUUGUUUAUUUUGUUACUUAUUUUGGUACUGUACACAUGUGUUUGUGCCGUCGUCUUUAACUCUCUUGAAGUAGCUAACGACAAACUUCAGUACGAGAUAUAUCAAGGAAAGAAAAAGCACUACAAACAGAAGUAUAACAUGAGCGAAGAAGAUUUCAUUGAGUUUAUCACCGACGCUAAUGUUCUUGUCAAGCGUGGAUAUGCUGAAAGCUACAAAAAUUACUGGAAUUUUUAUCACGCGUUUUGGUUCACGACUACGGUGGUAACUACCAUGGGUUUUGGACAUAUUGUUCCUCUUACAUUUGGUGGCCGGCUUUUUUGCAUAUUCUGUGCCCUGCUUGGGAUUCCUCUAAAUCUGGUCGUGCUUAAGACAGUCGGUGAACGAAUUAAUCAAUACAUCUACAACACUAUAAAACAUGUCGAGAAAAAAUACCGCAAACAGAGGCACCCCUCCCAUGUGGGGAUCAAAGCUGCGGUGGUUUCGUUCCUAAUGAUGGUAGCAGUCCUUCUUGUGGGUGGAGCUUCUGACAUGAUCUUUGACGGUUGGACAUUUUUUGAUGGGGUUUAUUUCAAUUUCAUCGCCUACAGCACAAUUGGGUUUGGUGAUCUUUUUCCUCGGGUGGAGGAGUCGUCGAAACUGGACAAACUUGGUCUGGGUGAAAACGGCAAGCGUUUGUUUGCUUCUUUUGUAAUGAUGACAUUUACGAUCUUGGGAUUAUCAGUGACUUCGACUGUCAUUUGCUCAAUUUUGAACGCGAUUGACGAAAUGUCACACGUGCCCGCGACCUGGAGGACUAAAUCUACAGACUCCAAUAAGGAUCCUGGCUCAGUCAAGUUAAGAAGCUUAAAUAAGAAAAUAAGCAAAGAGAAGAUGGAGAUAGAUAAACAAGAACUGAACGAAAAGAGCGACAAAGAUCUACCACAUGAACAAUCUGGUGAAGUAAGCCACUUUCCAAAGAGUUUUUGUUGAGAGUUAACGUUUAGAAGAGUGGAUUUCAAGUGAGUCAGGCUUGGAGCAGUCCCUCCUUAUCGACGAAGUCUGUUGCGCAUGGAAAAUAAAAUCAGUUAAAAGAGACAUUGAUGCUAGCGCGCCACGUGGAGCUCUGGGUAGGAGGCGCACGAAAAGUAGGCCUAACUCCCAGAGUUCUGUCCGGCCCGCCGACAUAAUUGUCUUUUUCCACUCAUUUUUUGCACUCGCACGACGUAUUUAACCGAAAAGGGAGUAUUACUCUUCGUCUACAAGCAAUGAAAAUAACUCAGUUAUCCAGGAUUUUUACCACUCAAAAGUUCCUUUACAUACAGGAAAUUUCUACCCCAGUGAGCAGGGUCUAAAAAACCGUUCAAGUAACAGAAUUAGUUUUCAUUGGAGAGAAGUGUUUGGGCUGUGCCCGGUAUAACGGUUUUCAUUUAGUCUUGUACUUUGCCUUCAAAUACUGAAGUUAUAAAACGUUUUAACUGAUAUUCAAUUGUUUAGUUUUCAAGAAAAAUAUCUGAUUGUAUUCAAAAACUGCGGACAGAGGUGUUAUAAGCCUGCGCAAAGAAACAAUUUUCGCAAGUCUUGGAAUAAGGAAACUUAAGCAGAGACAUUUUUAAACAAGGUCAGAGACUAGAGCAGCAGAAAGCUACAGCAGCUUGUGCACCUUGUUAACAGUGAAUGACCAGUAAACUGGAGGGGCUUUGUUUUAGCAUAACGUCCUAAAUGAAACAUAUGUUGCAAAUUCCGAAAAUAAGAGCUUCGUCCCUUCCUCUGCCGCACGUAUACAUCUCACUCUCCAGAAUGUAACCUAGCACUGCACUGGAGCGCAAUUAAAAUCUGGAGAUAAUGAUAUAACCGCGAGGAUUGCUGGAUGUGCUUUUCAGGAUGGCCUGGGGGCAAGUUGGAGGAAAGCCAUCGUGGUCAUUACUCUCAGUUUACAGUGAUAUAAACCAACAGUUAUCGCUCCAGAACAGCAAGUUUUGGGUUUUGUUUGUUUUGCGCUCGAUAACCAACUGCUAGUCAGAAAAUGAGUUGAAGCACCUCUCGCGGGGAAUAAAGAACGAACUGGAGAGACCGACUCUCAAAACAAGCGUAAUGUUGUUUGCCUUUUUACGAAAAGCGCAAGGUAAAGAAGAGGGCAAGGUGCGCGCGUGGAAAGUUUGCACGUCUCUCGUCAUUCGUGUACUCCUCGCGAUCAUUUCGCCCGCCUGAAAAACGUAAAAAGGCGCUUGUGUAUCGCAACUGGAGUCUAUGUUUACAUAUGACAAUAAUAGACACCAGACAUAGACACAUAAGCCAGAUGUGUUGAUUCAUUUUUUGUUAAUGAGUGCUACGGGUCCGGACUUUGAAUUACAAUAUCUACAACACUUAAACUAACAACUUUUUAGCGCCAAAAAGUAUCAAUGCAAAUAAUGAUUCUAAGAUGUACACGUAUCAUGUACAUUUGGCCAGAGUUAAAUUAGGUAGCUGUUA